AAUAUGCAUAUAUGUAUUGGAAAAUAGUAAAAUACAGCAUUUCCUCUAUCUAAGAACCCUAAUUGCAGAGAACAUGAUACUCAGAUUGAGUGAUUGGACCAGUGUACAGAGCUUCCAAUUGCAGCAGUGUAUCCCCAUCAAUGAAGAACCACGUUCUGCAACCUCAAUUUCAAAGAGGAGCAUCAAUUUUGGUAACCAGAGAAGAGGAAAAUCAGUGAUAGUUUGCGGGCUCCGUGCAAGCUUCAGAAAGCGACAACCUUCAAGAGUGAUAUCAAAAGAGGGGAUUCAAGUAAUCCACGCUCUCAAAUUGGCAAAAUCCUCAGAGCAGAAGCUCUAUCAAGUUCUCAAUGAAAAACUCACCAGGCUCUUGAAUGCUGAUGCUUUAGACCUCUUGGGUGAAUUGCAGAGACAAAAUGAACUCCAUUUAUCACUCAAGGUUUUUAAUUUUCUUCGUGAAGAACCAGGGUUUGACGCACUGCUGCCGUUGUAUUCUGACAUGAUAUUAUUGCUGGGAAGAAACAAGAUGGUUGGUGAGGCUGAAGAGUUGUUUUCUCAGGUGGUGGAAAAGGGGUUAAAACCAGAUACGAGGAUGUUUACUGAGAUGAUUGGGGUGUAUUUGCAAGGUGGUAACACAGAGAAGGCUAUGGAGUUGUACAGGUCCAUGAAGGCUUCUGGGUGUUCACCGGAUAAGUUGACGUUUACCAUAUUGAUCAGGAGCCUUGAAAAGAGUGGAGAACAGGAGUUGGUGGAGACCUUGAAACAAGAGUGUGUUGACUAUAUUGACUUGCCUGAUAAAUUCAUUCAACAAAUCGAGCAAAAACAGGUAAAAGAGGGACAUGUCAAUCUUGUAUGAAAAUUUUCAGCAGCAGAUGGUGGCUCUACUGGUUUUGUUGGAGUGAUGAAUAAUAGAUCAUCCAACUUCAUUGUUGUAUUUUGUAUCAUUUUGUUGGAGGUUCACCAGGAGCCUUCCUUCACACAUAUCUCUGUCUAUUCUUAGCGGCAGUCAAAUCCUGUGGUAAUGAUGUGUGAUUGGCAACAAUGGUUAUGACUUAGUUGGUGGGUAGCCAUGUCCCGGUGUUGCUGUAAUGCUGAUAGUGUCAUUUGUACCUUUGAUCUUAACAAUAAUAAAAAUGAUGCAAGGUUGUUGCAGCAAAGCUGACUAGCUUUUAGCUUGGAAAUCAAAUCAUAAUGUUCAUUA
Lotus japonicus is the source of this 1198-nucleotide messenger RNA. RefSeq names its product protein THYLAKOID ASSEMBLY 8-like, chloroplastic. The coding region runs from base 74 to 853 and encodes 259 amino acids. Gene Ontology annotation, molecular function: RNA binding; protein binding. Gene Ontology annotation, biological process: Group II intron splicing; chloroplast organization. The transcript is spliced from 3 exons. NCBI's taxonomy places the organism in Eukaryota, Viridiplantae, Streptophyta, Magnoliopsida, Fabales, Fabaceae. The record is from RefSeq and is a predicted model, not a curated record.